AGAACGGAUCACCGGAUCGGAGCGGCGACGUCACCAAAAGAUACGCCACCAUAUCACCAUGGACGAGGAUGACAACCUGUCCAAUGCCGACAUCAGCAUCGAUGACGAGGAGGCGGCGGAGGAGCGCCCGCAGGAUGCGGCCAUGCAGCAGGAUCAGCAGGAGGAUGACGAGUCCUCCGAUGUGGAUCUCUCCUCGGUCUACGUCCUCCCGCCCAUAGUCUCCUCCAUGCCAGCAGUGCGCAUCAGUGGAGGAACCACCACCACGACCACCAGUGCAGCUGCAGCUCCAGCCACCGCCGCCGAUAACUCGCAUUCCCCCUUCCACGACUGGGAUUCCAGUGUGGCGGCCGCUGCUCCUCCGCCACCGCCGCCCAGGGGAGCAACUGCAGCGGCGGCAUCUAGUUCGGAAUCUGGAGCAGCAGGAGCAUCUGGAGGAGCAUCUGGACCAGGAGCAGCAGCCAGCGAUGCCGGGGCCAAGCCGAGCUUCUUCUUCGGCGCCUCCUCCUUCAGCCUGCGCAGCCGCAAGGAGGUGGCCGCCCUGAUCAACACCGAAUGCUGCCGUGGCAGCCCCACGCCCGAUCUCGACUCCAUCAUGGACACCCUCUUCAAUCCGGGCACGCCCAUCGACAAUCUGGACAACAUCGAGUGGAUUCGAUGGCUCAUUGCCGGCGGACGGACGCCGCAGGAAUUUGUUAAAAUUGUGCGCAGCUAUGACAACCACGCCAAGUGCGGACUGGUGUGGGUGCCCCAUGUGGUGGCCUACAGGUGCCGCACCUGCGGCAUCUCGCCCUGCAUGUCGAUAUGCCGGGACUGCUUCAAGAAGGGCAACCACACAAACCACGACUUCAAUAUGUUCCUGUCGCAGGCGGGCGGUGCCUGCGAUUGUGGCGACACCUCGGUCAUGAAGGCGGAGGGCUUCUGCAGCGAUCAUGGAAUCAACAACCGGGUCAACCGAGAUCCCGUGCCCAAUAAUCUGUUGGCGGUGGCCGAGGCCAUUAUGCCCAAGCUCCUGUUCCGCCUGCUGCAGCACUUCCGCGAGCACAGCGACACCGCGCUGCAGGUGCACGCGAUGACCUCGUACUCGUGCGAGGAGUUCGCCAACAUGCUGAUCGAUCUGAACAACAUGGGCGAGAUAAUGCGCAAGGUGAUGACGCGCACGCUGAUCAAUCCGGAGGUCUACGCCUAUUUCAUGGAGGCACCAUGCCAGGACACACGGAACGGACGAUUCCUGAAGGCAAAUCGGGAGAAGUACGAGGAUGCCGUCAACAGAUUCCCCAACCCAGAGCCACCCGAUGAGUACAGGGAUCUGCCGGCGCUGGGAGACAAGCUGGUGCACACCACGCUCCUCGAGGAGUUCAUCUUCUGGACAUUCAAGUUCGAGUUCCCACAGACGCUGGUCUGUUUCCUGCUCAACAUGCUGCCCGAUCAGGAUUACAAGGAACACCUCACCCGCACAUUUGUGAUGCACUACAGUCGCAUACCGUCGGUGCUGGAAAUGUCCCGCGAUCCCGACACGCUCAGCAACCGCGUGGUCCACAUGAGCGUCCAGCUCUUCUCCAACGAAAGUCUGGCCCUCAAGAUGGUCAACGAGUUGUCGCUGCUGCACGUGAUGAUCAUCAGUCUCAAGCUGAUGAUGUCCAAGAUACUCAUACAGAAUACGCUGCAUGAUCCCAGCAAGAAUUUCCACUUUGUCAUCGACUGCACGCGUCAGGUGAUGAAGGACCACUGCUACUGGCCGCUAGUCUCCGACUUCAACAACGUCCUAUCGCACGAAUCGGUGGCCCUGGUCUUUUUGCGGGACGACAACCUGAUCGACAUGUGGUUCCAGUUUCUGCAGAUGCUCCAGGGCAUGAAUGUCAAUGUGCGGGAGACGGCUUCCCAUGUGGAAUUCGAGCCGAAUAGCUAUUAUGCCGCGUUCUCCUGCGAACUGGAGGCCAGCGCCUAUCCCAUGUGGUCGAUUAUCUCGCACCUGCAGGACGGAACGCAUGCCCACCUGGCCAAGAAGAUCAUCAACUACUGUGUGACGACGCUGCACGAGUGGCUGGACUCUAUUUACUUCAUGGAGGCGCGUCUAUCGAUGGAGGAGAUGAUGCAGGCCUCGUUCCACUUUCCACUGCAUCGGUAUCUGGCCGCCUUCGUCUGCCAGGCGGUCACCAAAAUGGGCAUAAGUCUGAACGACGUGCUGCCCUCGCGGCCUUAUCUCCUGCCCCUCCUGAUGAUCCAUCCGCUGCGUGUCCAGAGUUUCUUCUACGAGAUCCUGGCCGGCAAAUGGGUGCGCAACGGACUGCAGAUCAAGGGCCAGGCGAUGACGUACAUCCAGGCGAACUUCUGCAACUCGAUGGCGGACAUGGACCUGUUCUUCCUGCAGAUCUGCGCCACCAACCUGCCGCAGUACUUCUUCCUGCAGAACACCAUCGAGCUCUUCGACGUGGGCCAGUGGCUGGAGACGGCGCCGCUGAAGCAGCCGCAGAAGGCGGAGCAGUCCUCGAUGCUCGAGGGCUUCCUCACCUUCCUGGCCACCUUGGUGACGAGUCGCACGAACCUGGGCAACGACGAGGCCACCCAGUGCAUCAUCGAGAUCAGCGCCCUGCUGGCCACCGAGAACAAGACGCAUUCGCAGCUCCUCGAGCUGAUGCCCGAGCGAUCGGGCAAUGUGCACACCAAGAACUUUGAGACCUUCCUGAAGAAGCUCUCCGUCUACAAGGCUCCGUCGAGUGGGAGCGAGAACCUGGAGCAGGGUCUCUUCACGCCCAUCGACGAGGUGUGGGAGAAGCACUACGAUCCGCUUCACGUCCUCCUGCGAGCGGUCCAUCGGCGGGACUUCCAAUCCUCGCUGGAUCGCUUCACCAACUAUGUGAAGAGCAAAGAGAAGAUGCCGGCGAGUGGAAAUCUCUGGCCACCGUUCCGCCUGCCGCAGGCUCUGCCCGCCACCAGCUCGUUCAGUGAUCCCUGCAAGAUUCUCAACUCGCGCGUCUUUCACUCCACCAUUCUGUCGAUAUUUUUCCGUGCCGUUCACACGCGUGAUGUUUCGGAACAUCUGCUUGCAUUGGCCGUAUUUCUACUGGAGAUUGCCGUGGAGACGAGUGACGAUGUGGGCAGUGGUCCCGGUGAUCGUGCUCCGCCUGCCCUGGCUGCCAUGGUGGAGUCGUCGGGCGGACCGGGCUACCAUGGCUACGGUUCGGGUCGCCAGGAGCCGCCCAAGUUGUUCCAAUGCUAUCCCACGGACAAUCUCAGCUGCAAUCUGCGGCAUGUGGUCAAGAAGGUGUCGCUCAAGUCACGCGAUCCGCAGGUGAUCACCUCGAGCUAUCGCUCCAAUCCGUUCUACUCGGAUCUGGACUUUGAUGUCGAGGCGGAUCCAGAGUCGCAAUCGAUGCGCAUGAUAGGCCACGUGGACUCCGAGGGAGAUGAGGCCACCGGCGGUGGCGGUGGUGGUGGUGGCGUCGCUAAUCUGGGACCGGGAACCCUCAGUCGCAGGAAUGUCUCGCAGGCUUUGGUGCCGAUGCGUGUGCCUGGCAUGGAGGUGGCUCUGCCGCCAGAUCUUUCCGUGGUCGCCGAAACGGGCGUGGUGAUCCGGCAGGACAGCAAUGACGAUGAGCUGCUGCGCGAGGGCGAUCAUGCCAUGGACAUGAGUCCGGCGGCAGCCCUCGAUUUCCAUUUCCCGCUGCAGCAGAUUACGCUGCCCGAAAGCGGAAUGGAGGUGGCCAUUCGGCGGGAUCUUCUCCUCGCCGAGACCAAUAAUAUGGGGGCCAUCGGAGGGGGAGGCGGAGGCGGAGGAGCCAAUCCUUCGGCCACAACACCCGGCGUGGCCUCCAACGAGAUGUUCUCACCCACCACGCCCACGGGCAGCGGUAUGCUGCUGCCCUUCCAGCGGGUUCAGCCCGUCGCGGUGCCCUCAAGUAGCGUCAACAUGGACAUUGUGCCCUCGAAUGCCCUGGGCGCCGGCGGAAGCUUCACCUCGGGCGUGAGUGGCGGCGGCGGCGGCACGGGACGCAGGAUGAACUACGAGACGGGCGGAGCGCGCAAGCGAUCGGUGGACAUUGCCAUCGGCGGGAGCAACAAGGAUGAGUUGCAUUUGGACGAGAGCAUUCUGUCGCUGCUGCUCAAGCUGCAUUCCCAGCUCUCGGGCACCCUGGAUAGCUUCUCGCUGAGCGACGGCGAGGAGCAGUCGCAGUCUGGCGAGGAUUCUUCCUCCAUGGAUGUGGACUGCAACGAGGCGAGCACCUCGAGCACCGCUUUGGCCGAACGAGGACGCAGCAGGCGCAAGAACUACAAGAACAUCCAUGUAUCCGCCUCGCGCAUCGGCGACGGGCCCUUCUUCAUUGGCAACCUGCUGCGCAAGAUAGCCAAGCAGGAUGAGCAGUGCGCCCUCAGCAUCGACGACAUCCGGGCGAGACUCUGGCCCAAUCAGCGCGAGCGGCAGGCGGAGGCGAAGGCGCGCGAGACCAAGGAGAAGGAGGAGCGACGCAAGAAGGCGCGCGAGCGACAGCAGAAGAUGAUGCAGGACUUUGCCAACAAGCAGAAGCAGUUCAUGCAGUCCGCCGCCGCGGCGGCCAGCAGCAUGGACUACGGGCCGGAGGACGAGGAUGACGAGGAGCUGCUGUACGAGGAGCAGCCGCGCGAGAAGGAGUACGAUUGCAUCAUCUGCAAUUGCACAACGCCGAGCACCGAAUCGAAUCCCAUCGGCCUGGUGGUGCUGGUCGAGUCCAGCGGCAUUGUGGGCCAUCGGCGGCGGAUCGCCGAGCGACUGCCGCUGCCGCUGAAUGUGGAGGAUGAGGAUCGGCUGAGGCACAGCACCCGACUGGCCGCCGAGUUUGGUCGGCGCACCGAGCUGCUGAGCCUCAAGUUCGGCGACGAGUCGUGGUAUCUGUCGAACAAUAUGGCCUACGACAAUGGGGUGCAUGUGCAGUCGUGCGGCCACCACGUUCAUCUCAGCUGCCUGGAGGCGUACCUCAAGACGCUGUACACCACCCAGCGGCAGCCGGUGCAGGAUCGCGGCGAGUUCUACUGUCCCGUCUGCCGGCAGCUUUCCAAUUCGGUGCUGCCGCUCAGUCCGCAGCUGGACAGGCCCACGCACAUUGUGCGAUCGGGCAAUCAGCCCUUCGAGCGCCUCGUCGCCGACCUCACCGAUCUGAUCAAGGAGAACGAAACGAUACCGCAGCCCACAAAACUAACCGAGGCCAUGGGCCAUGCCAUGGAGGUGAUGACCAACAUAGCCCAGCGCAAGGUCAAGUACGCCUCGAUCACGUUCCGCAAGCUGUUCAUCUUCGUCACCUCGAUAGCGCGCACGAAUCUCGAGGCGGAGAUCAUCCAGCGGGGCGGCUCGCUCUGCUCGGCGAACGCGACGCGCUACAAGCCGAAGCGGGACUGCAUUGUGCCGCUGCUGCACGUGCUUUCAGUGCAUGUGCGCGUCCUGGUCGAGUGGCCGCUGUGGAGCAGCUGGGCCUCGCUGGCCGGCCUGCCGGUGAGCGAAACGGAGCCGCUGCCGGCGCACUGCCUCGAGCUGAUUCCCAGCCUACUGGCCGAUCCCAUUGCGCUGCUGCUCAAGUUUAUUCUGCUGGCUCCGCUCCACUUGGAUCAGGACUACUUCACUUGCAUGGUGAAGGUGAUGUACAACCUGCUGUACUACCAGAUUGUCGUCCAGCUGUGCGUCACGCUCACCGACCUGGAGUGCGAUCACAUUCUCAAAGUUUACGGCAGCAGUGGCGCUGAAUCGCAGCCAGAAUCCGCUGCCGGAGCCUCGGGCAGCUCGUACAAUCGUCGCCGUGCUGGCAGCCAGCAGCAGAGCUCCUCGCAGCUGGGCAAGGCCAUGGCCCUGGUGCUCAGCCAGACCAACGAGCUGGCUCACCUGCGACGGGAUUGCAUACCCAGCACCAGCAGCUCGGCGGCGGCAGCAGCGGCAGCUGGCUCAUCCUCCGCCUCGGCAACAGCUACCUCCUCCUCCUCCGCAUCCUCCUCGCCGCACGAGGUCAACCUCAAGUCCAUGGAGCUGCAGCUGCAGUCGCUUUGCCUGCCUUUCCUGCGCGUGGCCGCCCUGCUGCGCCAGCAUCUCUAUCGCCACGAGAUGCCAGAGAUCUCGGCGCCUGGGCUGGAGUUUGUGCGUCUGGUCUACUACUUGGAACUGGUCACCGAUUCGAUGGACUGGGAUUGCUUCAAUGCCAGCAAGGGACUGUGCUUCAUACCCGGCACCGAGCAAACGCUGCCGCAGUUCUGGUGCCAGCAGCUAAUGGAAGUGCGUCCGCCGGCGGAUACGGUCAGGGAAUUGGUGCUCAUCAAUCAGCACUCGCUGUGGCAGCAGCCGCGACUUCUUGAGCUGCCGCGCGAGUACGAACGCUUGUUCACGUACUACCACGAACGACCGUGCCUCAACUGCUACAAAGUGCCCAAGGAGAGCUCCAUCUGCCUGCUGUGCGGGACGAUCGUGUGCCUCAAGCAGAACUGCUGUGCGGAGAACGACUGCUGCGAGGCUGUGCGGCAUACGCUUUCGUGUGGCGGCGGCAUUGGCAUCUUCUUGGUGGUCACCUCCACGUACAUCAUCGUUAUCCGCGGACGACGAGCCUGCCUCUGGGGUUCACUCUAUCUGGACGACUUUGAUGAGGAGGAUCGCGAUCUCAAGCGCGGCAAGCCUUUGUAUUUGAGCCAAGAUCGCUUCAACCUGCUCGAGUCGCAGUGGCUGUCCCAUAAGUUUGCUCACACAAAACACACCUGGGUGUUCCACCGGGAUCUCUUGUGAAAUAUGGAAGAUCUACUGCGCAGCAUCCAGGAGUUGGUUGGCCAGAUCUGAGAUGCCCGAUGGGAUGCCCGGCCGCUCCUCGCCUAGUCGAACCAGUCAACCACCCGCAACUGACACAAAUCCAAAAUCCCACACCCCUUUUGUCCCCUUAUUUUAAGCGAGUUUCGCUGUUGUUUCGGAGCUUCUUGACGCGGAGGAGGAGUAGUAGGACACCCGACCACGUUCUGUCCGCUUUCCCUUUGGGUAUCCAAGUCCGUAUACGCAUCCGCAUCCCUCCCCCAACACACAGCCCCCAACGCACCUAGAAGCAACAUCGGCAAUUUGCAAUUAAUUGAUAUUACACACACAUUUUUAUAUAUAAACAAUACUUAUAAAUAUGGAUGCAAAACGAAAAACCACAGCUAAAAGAUUAUUUCUUGUUCAACUGAGAAGCGCGCCUAAUAAUCCAAAAUCCGACUAAUCUCGCGAGGAUCAUGAAUAUUUAACAAGCUAUAAAUAUUUAAAUAUGCACCCGAAGACGAAGAAUAAAACCCGAAGAUAAAUCGAAAUUUAAGCACCGCGCGGGUCUCUCUAGUUGCGUUCUACCUAAACUAAGUCUUAAGUCCCUAACUUUAUAGGUUUUUUUUUUUAGGAAAACAAAGGCAAGAAGGAAAAUAACAAUUUAACGAAUGUAACACAACACACACGAUAUAAAUAACAAUUGUCUACUUUGGCCUCAUGAGUUUGUGCAUGUAAAAAAUGAAAAAAACGAUUAUAUAGUUAAUAUAUAUAAAUACAAUAUACACUAAAAUUAAUGCUACAAAAACGACAAAAAAAAAAUAUUUAAAAAAAAAACCAAUAAACGAAAAGCGAAUUGUGAAAUGCGUA
Molecule: messenger RNA, 7597 nt
Organism: Drosophila takahashii
Lineage: Eukaryota; Metazoa; Arthropoda; Insecta; Diptera; Drosophilidae
Gene: Ubr3
Product: Ubr3 ubiquitin ligase
Biological process (GO): ubiquitin-dependent protein catabolic process via the N-end rule pathway; protein ubiquitination
Cellular component (GO): cytoplasm; ubiquitin ligase complex
Molecular function (GO): ubiquitin protein ligase activity; zinc ion binding
Source: RefSeq, a predicted model, not a curated record